This is a messenger RNA of Spirometra erinaceieuropaei, 2031 nucleotides long. Lineage: Eukaryota; Metazoa; Platyhelminthes; Cestoda; Diphyllobothriidea; Diphyllobothriidae. The record is from the annotation of a GenBank genome assembly.
AUGGGUGCCGGCUACACCUUACUCUGGAGCGGUCGCCCUAGGGCAGAGCGACGAGACGCGGGCGUCGCCUUCGACAUCCGGAAGGACAUCGUGGGACGACUGCCUCGUCUGCCACAUGGCAUCAGCGAUCGCCUGAUGAGCCACCGUCUGCCUCUCCGCAAAACGAAAUUCGUCACCAUCAUCAGCGCCUACGCUCCGCCGGUGACCAACCCUGACGCCGCAAGGGACAAGUUUUACGAGGACCCGCACGCACGCCUGGGGACUGUGUCAAAGGCGAACAGGUUGAUUGGCCUUAAUGACUUGGUUUCAGUUCGCGUCUCCUUGCCCUCCUCCUCUGUCACGCUGCAUUUCUGUCCGCCUCACACUCCCUGUCAAGUCGCUGCUGAGACGCGCGUGGAUUGUCACUAGCCUCGCGAGUGCUCCCGGCUGGCGGACGCGGAGAAAACGAAACGCGCAAACACGCCCUGGGUCUCAGAACCUCGAAGGCGGACACCGACAACAACUGGCCUGGAGAGCGCGCUCGUGGCGACUGCCCACAGAGCCUUUGUGUACGCACUUCCUCUACAGUAAAGGUUGUCCGACUCACUCCGUCCUCCCGGACUUUUGAUUGGGAAUCUUUGUCUCGUCGACUACACUACUUCUGACAAUUGGUGACUCCCUUGCGAACAGCCGUCUUCCUUCUUCCGAAUCUACGAUAAAGUCAGGCGUUUAUCAUGGACAAUUUUCCACCGGAAGUGUAGCAUAUUUUAACACCCGUCUUCGGCGUUUUUUCGGCCGCGCAACUUACUCAGAUGGCCGAUCGGCUUAUGGAGAUGCACGGUUUUUAUAAACCAUUUAUUUCAGCACUGUCAACUUCCCCAAUUCCUCCAGCGCCUCCCAUUUCGCAGUUUGAGAUCGAACUCAGCAAGCCCGCCGAUGAUAUAACUUCUCUCCAGAAGUAGUCAGUCUCUCACUCAUCUCGGAGCAAAACCGAAGCCGUCCACCCUGCUUGUCCAGUCUUCACAUUCAGCACGUUCAAACGCAGCUGCCAUCUGCUGGUACCACACCACAUUUGGGGUUCAAACCCGUCACUGCAUCUCUCCCUGCUCCUUCACCUUCAAGCAGAGCAAACGGGAAGUUCAUUGCAGCCAAUCUUCCCGACAGCUCUAACCAUGGUCGCACAUUUACGUCCACGACACCCGGAGUGGCAGACGUUUCUUGGUUGACACUGGUGCCCAGCUAAGUGUCAUUCCACCCACACCAGCUGAUCGUCGGUGCCCCAAUCGCAGUCCUUUCCUACAGGCCGUAAACACCUCGCCAAUCGCUACCUUUGGCACCUGCUCCCUCUCUCUGGACAUCGGUCUUCGAUGUCUUUUCCCCUGGGGACUUCGUCGUCGCUGAGAUCCCCUGUGCCAUUCUCGGUGCAGAUUUCCUCGGCGCUUUCGAUCUUCCGGUCGACUGCCGUCUGUCACGUCUACACGACAAACCACCAACCUCAAUGUCCGGGGUAUCUUUUCCUCCGACGUUUCUCGUCAACUCGCUGUCUUGGACCCUGAAGCCGAGAAUCCAUUUCGGCAACUCCUCACCAAAUACCCCGGCCUCACUCGUCCCAACUUCAACGCUUCUAUUCCACCACACGAUGUUGUUCACCAUAUUCGGACCACUGGCCCUCCCGUGUUUUCUCGACUCUGCCGUCUCGCGCCUGCACGUCUUGCUGCCGCCAAGGCGGAGUUCGAACACAUGCUUCAGAUGGGCGUCAUCCGUCAAUCUGAAAGCCCAUGGGCCUCACCCCUCCACAUGAUCCCAAAGGUCGCCACUGGUGACUGGCCCCACUGCGGUGAUAACACGGACCUGAACAACAUUACUGUCCCGGACAGCUACCCUGUCCCACAUCUUCAGGAUUUUGCCGGUGUCCCAUUCAGCAAGUCUGUAUUUUCGAAGAUCGAUUUGGUCCGUGCUUUCCAUCAAAUUCCCAUCGCCCUAGAGGAUCUUUCGAAGACGGCCGUCAUCACCCCCUUUGGCCUCUUUGAGUUCCUACGCAUGCCGUCUUGA